Molecule: messenger RNA, 1863 nt
Organism: Alosa alosa (allis shad)
Lineage: Eukaryota; Metazoa; Chordata; Actinopteri; Clupeiformes; Clupeidae
Product: T-box protein VegT-B-like
Biological process (GO): regulation of transcription by RNA polymerase II; cell fate specification; pattern specification process
Cellular component (GO): nucleus
Molecular function (GO): RNA polymerase II cis-regulatory region sequence-specific DNA binding; DNA-binding transcription factor activity, RNA polymerase II-specific
Source: RefSeq, a predicted model, not a curated record
AUGCAAUAUAUCACUGACCUAAGGCACUCAUCCAGCAUGACCUCGUCCUCCUCAUCCUCCACAGCCAGAGCAGCUGAGCCUUAUCACCAAGGCAACAUCAGAAUGACCCUGGAGAACUCUGACCUGUGGAAGUCCUUCCAUCACCUGGGGACGGAGAUGAUUAUUACGAAACCUGGCAGGAGAAUGUUCCCACACUGCAACAUUAGUGUAUCAGGAUUGUCUCCUUACACAAACUAUUUAAUUAUAGUGGAUAUGGUUCCUGUGGACAACUUUAGGUAUAAGUGGAAUAAAGAUCAGUGGGAGGUGGCAGGUAAGGCAGAGCCGCAGCCCCCCUGCAGGACUUAUGUGCACCCAGACUCCCCUGCACCAGGAAGCCACUGGAUGAAGCAGUCCAUCUCCCUCCUCAAACUCAAGCUUACCAACAACACACUGGACCCUAAUGGCCAUAUUAUCUUGCACUCCAUGCAUCAGUACCAGCCGCGCUUCCACGUGGUCCAGGCAGAUGACCUGUACAGUGUCCACUGGGCGCCGUUCCAGACCUUCAGCUUCACAGAGACCUGCUUCACUGCCGUCACUGCCUACCAGAAUAGCAAGAUCACAAAGCUGAAGAUCGACCAUAACCCCUUUGCCAAAGGAUUCAGAGAGGAGGGGACCCAUGGAAAAAGAUUCCGUGCUCACAAGGGUCAAACCUGUCCAGAGAAUCCAGCCAAGAAACUGAGAACUGAAGCAGAGAAGGAUCCGGAAUACCAAAGCUGCACAGGUAAGGACCCCUUCUCCCUAAGUGUAUGCCCUGUUAUGUGUAAACACACUUGGGCAAUAAAACCUGAUUCUGAUUCUGUUCAGUUGUACCAAGUCACCAGAGGCCUGUCGUGGUCUGAGGUCUGUGUCUGUUCUGUGCCCUCUGUUCACACUGACACACCUUUAUGUUAUUCUACAGACUUCCCACGCCUGCCAUACGAUCCCCAGAGAGAGGAUGAUGAGGUACCCAUGGGGCUCAAGCAUGGUCCAGGCCCUCAGGACGACCACAUGUCCCCCUGGGACUCGGAGCAGGACCCAAGCCACAGCCUUCAUGGGGACGCCCCCAUGGACUUCAGCAGCUCAGAGCAGCUUGUGCCUGGUCAGGCCACCUACCUCCUCUACAGAUCACAAGAUUUCAGGCGCUUGCCAUCGCCUCCAAGUAUAGAUUCCAACGUGGACCGCCGCCAUUACGAGUCCCCCGUCGAUGUGGCCACUGUUCCUGACAGGGAGGUCACCGGACCCCGUAUUUCAACUAACGUGGGAGGCCCUCAGGGUCGGCCUCUGAACGGCUCAGUGUCCACCAGCCACAUGCCACUGGCCUCCAAGAACAAGCCUGGACAUGCCACUCCACCUCUGUAUGGCCACCACAUGGAGCAGCCGUGUGGACAGUGGAAUGCACCGAUCCCCACACAAUACCCCACUUCCAGCUACAACCAUCCACAUCGUCUGAUGGUGGAACAUGGCCACAGCCAUCACCAUGGUAAUGUCACAGAGUGGAGCCAGUACCCACUGUUUUCAUACUCCUGUUGGUGACACAAGAGAUGGAUAGGACAAUCGACCAAUCAAAUAUGGAGCCAGGAUUUAGCCCUCAAGACUCUUUAAGACCCCAUAUGGUUUAAUGGUGCUGCUGGUGGGAAGCUCUUGCUGCUUCUCUGAACCACUUCAGAAUGGAAAACUGCAUAUCAGUUCUCUUAACAAGAACACUUGAGUGAGAUUGUGAGUAGAUGGGUACCUAACAAUUUGCAUGCAGUGCAUGAAGUGUCAUAGUUAGACAAUGUGACUUGACUUCCGUUUUUUUUUUUUAAAGUUUGCAGUUGUUGAUACUAAAAAACAAAUGAUGAAAAC